CUUUGGUCAGUUCCCUUUUAGCGCCGUCUAGUCGGAGACCGAGCUGGUGGUAUUCUUUCUCUGAUCAGUGUUGCACUGUGGCCAUGGUUCUGCUCAGCUGCACCCCUCCCAGAGUUUUCUGGGGACAUGGAAUUCCAGCAGUUUGUCCGGAAAAACCAGGAAUUUGUCUCCAGGAUAAUGAGUGACAUCAGUGCACUGAAGAAUCUUGUACAUAAAGACUUCAGGCUGGGCAAUGACAAUGAGCUGCUAAUCGUGCAGGGAAUCUUGGCCAUCCAGCAAGUCGACCUCUCGCAUUGCCAGAAGAAUCUCUUUGACACGGAAGUUUGCUUCAACGAGAUCCAGGCAGGCCUCCACACCUACAAUGCCUAUCUCUCAUACAUUGGCCAGAUCCUACCAAGAUAUGCUCAGCAAGUGGCUUCUCUCCAGCUGGACAUCUCAAACCUGUCCACCAACAUCCAACACCAGAUGGAAGAAAGCGGGCUGACCGUUGUCACCUACCCACAGGCAGAAAACCAGCUUUCCUUUGUGGAAACUCAAAGAGAAAUUGGAAGCUACCUUGUCCUCCGUAAUCUCCAGACGUUCAUGGAAGUAACUUCUCGGGCACUAAGGCACAGCAGUGCAUGAUAGGAAGGAUAGCACAGAAGAUGAUCUCACAAGGAAGCAUCCUGCGCCCCCUAUGAGGGUAUAAUUGGCUUGUCUGUCCUCUAAGAGAGAUGGAAUGAAGGACUU
Messenger RNA from Elgaria multicarinata webbii, 729 nucleotides. Its product is annotated as myelomonocytic growth factor-like. NCBI's taxonomy places the organism in Eukaryota, Metazoa, Chordata, Lepidosauria, Squamata, Anguidae. Gene Ontology annotation, biological process: immune response; positive regulation of myeloid cell differentiation. The transcript is spliced from 5 exons. The record is from RefSeq and is a predicted model, not a curated record. Gene Ontology annotation, molecular function: cytokine activity; granulocyte colony-stimulating factor receptor binding. Gene Ontology annotation, cellular component: extracellular region. Bases 127 to 624 code for a protein of 165 amino acids.